Stegastes partitus (bicolor damselfish) is the source of this 2190-nucleotide messenger RNA. RefSeq names its product double-stranded RNA-specific editase B2-like. The record is from RefSeq and is a predicted model, not a curated record. The transcript is spliced from 10 exons. Gene Ontology annotation, cellular component: cytoplasm; nucleolus. The coding region runs from base 1 to 2190 and encodes 729 amino acids. Gene Ontology annotation, biological process: RNA processing; adenosine to inosine editing. NCBI's taxonomy places the organism in Eukaryota, Metazoa, Chordata, Actinopteri, Pomacentridae. Gene Ontology annotation, molecular function: adenosine deaminase activity; double-stranded RNA adenosine deaminase activity; tRNA-specific adenosine deaminase activity.
AUGGAGGGUGAGCUGAAAGGAAAGUCCAGGAGGAAGAGGAGCAGGAGGAGGAGCAAAGGACGGAGCCUCGUCAGUCCUUUGAAGCUCUGGGAUGCUGGAGCAUCAUCAGCCGAGGACGCAUACAAUUCAAGUACCAGCAGCUUGGAGGUGAAAGAGAAUCAGGACGAUGAAAGCCAAGUGGAGCGUGACCUCGUACAAAAGUAUCAUCCAUCAACUUUUUGCACAACGUUCCCCAGACGUGCACCAAGAGGCCUGAAGAGGAAGCAGCCGCUGGCCGACGGAAAAGACCGGCUGCUCUACCACUCCACUUGUAAAAGAGCCUCCUGGGCCGUGACGCAGAAGAACGCCCUGGUGCAGCUGAAUGAGUUACGACCGGGUCUGCGGUACGAGAUCACGUCCAGAACCGGCCCGCUGCACGCUCCAGUGUUCUCCGUAGGAGUGGAGGUUAAUGGUUUCUGCUACGAGGGCCAAGGAUCAACAAAAAAGCAGGCCAAGAUGAGGGCUGCGGAGGUGGCUCUCCAGUCCUUCAUCCAGUUCCCCAACGCCUCCCAGGCUCAGGCCUCCAUGGGGAACUUCACCAGCACAGCAGAUGAACUGGAUUUUACAGCAGAUAAACUGGACAUCCCAUUUGAACCAUCGCUGCUGCAACACUGCGACCUCCUGCACUGCAACGCAGCAAAGCAGGAGGUCUUCUCCAGCAUCUACAGCCACACGCGACUUGUCCGACUCACGCUGGACUUGUUUUCCUCAACGAACCCAAAAAGAAGAGCCGUCAGCGCCUCACUCUUCGAACACCUGAGUGCGGUGGCGCUGCUCAACCAGCUGCGACCGGGACUCAGGUACAUGUGCCUGACGGAGAGGGUCCACGGCCGGCCAGCCAGGAGUUUUGUGAUGGUGUUGAGGCUGGAGGGGAGAGUGUUUGAAGGGUGCGGUAACAAUAAGAGGACGGCCAAGGCUCAGGCAGCAGCAGCCGCCCUGCAGGCUCUCUACGGUAUCAGUCUGGGACCAGAGAGGAAGUUACUGGGCUUCCAGGGCAGCAGGACCAAAAAUCAGCUACCUCAGUUCUUUGCAGAGUCGAUCUUCCACUUGGUGAGAGAGAAGUUCACAGAGCUGACCGACAGCUGUUUCUCUACCUCGAACGUCCGACACAAAGUUCUGGCCGGAAUCGUGAUGACCAGAGGCUUCGACCUCCGAUCGGCCAACGUCGUGUCUUUGGCCACCGGAACCAAAUGUCUGGACUCUGGACAGCAGGAGGACGACGUCGGCUGGACGCUCAGCGACUGUCACGCUGAGACCAUCAGCCGGAGGGCGCUGGUUCGAUUCCUGUACCGUCAGCUGGAGCUGCUGCUCUGUAAGCCAGGGGACGGUGAGGAAUCGUCCAUCUUCGUACCAAAUAAAGGCUGCAGCGGCGUCUUCCGGCUGCAGGACGGUGUCCUCUUCCACAUGUACGUCAGCUCAUCGCCCUGUGGAGACGCUCGACUCAACUGUCCCUACGAGGCCAUCAGUGCAUAUCCCAGCAGGAGGUUUCGCUGCCACCUCAGGGUGAAGGUAAACGGAGGCGAGGGGACGCUGCCCGUCACGGCCAAUCACAGAUGGGACGGGCUGUUGCCGGGUAAACCUCUCGUCUCCAUGUCCUGCACAGACAAAAUGGCAAAGUGGAGCGUGGUGGGCCUCCAGGGUUCCCUCCUGUCUCACCUGGUGGAGCCGGUCUACCUGCACAGCCUGACAGUGGGCACGCUCAGUCACACGGGUCACCUGGCCAGAGCCAUGAAACGCCGCCUGGCGCCCGUCAAACACCUGCCGUUUCCCUACCGACGACAGCCGCUGCUGCUCGGCUGUCUGAGCAGCAGGGAGGUUCGUCCAGCAGGGAAACCUGUCGGCAUCAGCGUUAACUGGAGCUGUGGAGACGAAGGCCUGGAGGAGAUCAGCACCUCCACGGGGAGGAGGAAGGACUCAGGGACGCCGUCACGACUCUGCAGGCGCUCAGUGUUCGUCCGAUGGCUGAAGCUGCAGCAGCAGUUAAACAGUUCGUUUUCGGGCGCCGAGGACGCUCUGGCCACAUAUUCUGCUUCCAAGAUGGCCGCCGGACGCUACCAGAGGGCCAUGCAGCAGUUCAGCAGUGCUCUGCAGGGAGGCGGUCUGGGAACAUGGCUCAGGAAACCUCCAAAGCUCCAAAACUUCAGCGUGUGA